AUGUGGUGUCUAUUCGUCCUAAAAGAUUCCCUGAAUGACAGAGGGGACAUGCUAUAGUUUCUACCAUAAUUCAUGUUGAAACAUCACAUCAUCAUGUUGUCAGUGCGUUAUCUGCGGGAUUAACGUCAUUGGAUCACUCAGGCACUGGGGCGGUGGAAGUGAUGGUGGCGAGGGGGUUGCAGCGGCUCUUGCACUGCAGAGCCCCGCUGCAGUCUGUGCUCUGGCGGUCGCUACUGCCCUGCCCGGCGCCGCGACAGCCACCCGUCGGGCCGCUGGGUGCGCGGUGCAUACGGACCCUUUGCCCCAGGCCUCGGUGGGUGAGCACGUCGGGGGUACCCGCUGCAACGGCGCCGCGCAGCACAAGCUCCGGCGAUGAAGCCCGGCGGACCCCGACCGAAACCGGGACCGCCGCGGAGAUCUCCACAGAGACGGAUCCCCUCCAGGACAAGUCCAUCAGCAUCCUCCAACGGUUUAAAAGGACCUUUAAGCAGUACGGGAAAGUCAUGAUUCCCGUGCAUCUCGUAACGUCCUCCGUGUGGUUCGGCACGUUUUACUACGCUGCCAUGAAGGGCGUGAAUGUGGUUCCAUUCCUGGAGGUUAUUGGAUUUCCUGAAAAGAUUGUUAAUCUUCUGCAGAGCUCUCAGAGUGGUCACGCGAUCACUGCCUACGCCAUGUACAAGAUUGCAACUCCAGCAAGGUACACCAUGACGCUGGGCGGGACGUCGCUUUCGGUGAAGUACCUCCGGAAGAAAGGGUACAUGUCUACCCCGCCCCCCGUGAAGGUGUAUCUCCAGGACAAAAUGGAAGCAACGAGGGAGCGCAUUUCUGAAAAAAUGGAGGAGACUAAAGGGAGGAUCUCGGGGAAGAUGGAGGAGACCAAAGACCGCUUCUCCGGGAGGAUGGAGGAAACCAAGGACAAGCUCACCGAGAAACUCCAGGAAACCAAAGACAAAGUGUCUUUCAGGAAGAGGGCCGAGUAGAUUCACUCACGCCAUUCAGCAAAGAUAAGCUUAGCACCUCAUGGAUGGCGCUCUGUGAAAAAUGUCUGAGAGGCAGAUGCGUAGACAUUGCACAACAAACCGUAAUCGGGCACGUCGUAAUAGUCACACUUGUAUGUCUAAUGGUCAUGUCUUAGUCUUGUCAGUUUCUCACUGGGCUGAAAUCAGGCCAUAUUUAUGACAAUUAAGAAGCAGAAUGUUAAAUGGCUAAAUUAACCCUAACAGCUUGUUGUUAAUGGCAUUUUACCAUCAUGGAUCUGGUUCACAACUCUGAAGUUACUCACAGUAUCAGUCUUUUAAAGACAUAUAGCAGUGGUUUGAAAAAAGCUUG
Molecule: messenger RNA, 1329 nt
Organism: Megalops cyprinoides (Indo-Pacific tarpon)
Lineage: Eukaryota; Metazoa; Chordata; Actinopteri; Elopiformes; Megalopidae
Gene: mims1a
Product: family with sequence similarity 210 member Aa
Exons: 5
Coding region: 162-980 (272 amino acids)
Cellular component (GO): mitochondrion
Source: RefSeq, a predicted model, not a curated record